AUGAGCAAGGCUGCACUCAAGUCACAAGGGAGCUUGGGAUCCCGCGUGAUCCCGGUGAUCUCACAGACACAGCUCGAUUUGCAAGAGACGUUGAUAAGGAACGAUCGUAGACAGAGAUCGCUGAGGAUCAAGGCCAGGAAUUCGCAGAGUUACAUAGGCAAGCUCACUGUACGAAUGCAAAUGUCAGAAAAGUAUCUUGCGGAGAGGAGAGAGAAAGACAUCAAUCACCGAAUGAUUCAAGGAGAUAAGAUCGAUCAAGAUAAAGUUCUUGGAAUCGGCUCGGCGGUUGAUGAACUGCUGGAGAUUAAGAUGAUGCUCAAGGAUUUGAGGAUGAAAGAGAAAGACAACAAGACAACAUUGGACGCUAUGCACUCUAUUGGCCUCUUUCUCCCAAUCAAUGAGAUCAAGAUGCGGAGGCUGAUGCUCCGAGGCAAGCAGAAAGCAGCGUUGAGCUUGCUCAGCCCCAAGUCGCGAGCAAAGGCCGAAUCAAUGUUCUAUGAGCAGCAGGAACAGCAAGAGGAGCUGCAGGCUGUUUCUUCGACAAGCAGAUGGAACGAGUUCGGGCAUGGACUGUUCCAGAGUGAGGCCGAUGAGCCCGAUAGGCAGUCAGCCAGUCAGUUCAAUGCGGCUCGGCGACCAAGACCGUUCUCAGCCUCGGCGGUUCCUCAGCUGCGUCGAUCGCUCUUGGGAAUCAAGACCAAACUUUCAGCCUAG
Molecule: messenger RNA, 714 nt
Organism: Guillardia theta CCMP2712
Lineage: Eukaryota; Cryptophyceae; Pyrenomonadales; Geminigeraceae
Exons: 10
Coding region: 1-714 (237 amino acids)
Source: RefSeq, a predicted model, not a curated record